AUGGGGUCGAGAGUCGAGUCCGAAGCUGCGACUGCGGCUUCAGCUUCGGCAUCGCGUCCGAGGCGAAUCCUCUUCAUCGACGCCUACGACUCCUUCACCAACAACAUUGUGUCGCUGCUGAGGACGAUUCUCGGCGCUGAAGUGUUUGUCAUCCGGAUUGACUUGUCGACACUGGAAAAGACCAGAGACGGCGAGGAGAGCGGCCCGGCGCGGUGGACCGAGGCCGAGUUUGUCGAUAACCUCGCUCAGUUUGACGCCGUUGUGUGCGGGCCCGGCCCCGGAUCGCCGCUCAACCCGGCUGAUGUCGGCGCCUUCCGGCUGCUUUGGCAUCUUCCUCCGCAUCUUCAGGUACCGGUGUUGGGUAUUUGCCUCGGAUUCCAGAGCCUCGUUGCCGCCCAUGGCGGAGCGAUUCGCCGUCUCCAGCGCGGGCUGCACGGCAUGGUGAGGGAGAUUGAGCAUCGGGACGACGUGCCGGGGGACAUUUUCCACCGGGUGCCCGACUUCAAGGCGACGCUGUACCACAGCCUCUGCGCCGACAUUGGACAGCAUGACGACCCGGAUAUGCCCUACGACGAGUGGCGACGAUACGCGCGCUGGGCUCCUACGGCCAUGGCCCCGGAGCUGCAACCCCUGGCGUGGACGACGGAGACGCGCGAGGACGGCCGCGGCGAGCGCAUCCUCCAAGGCGUUCGGCACGUCUCGAAGCCGUUCUGGGGACUGCAGUACCACCUGGAGUCGGUGUGCACCGAGCCCGCCGCCCACGCCGUGCUGGAGAACUGGUUCCGCGCGGCCCUGCGGUGGAACGACACGCGCGGGCGGAGGGUCCGCGAUGGCUCGCUGCUGCGGAUCCAGACGCUGUCGCCGCCGAACCACCUUCAGGCCGUAGCCGCGCACAGGCUCCGGGCGCGGAUGCGGGAUGGGGAGACGGCGUGGUGGACGGGCGGAGCGCUGAAUCAUGUUGGACGGGACUGCGAGUACACGCACCGCACGAUUCCGCUGCCGCGUGGAGUUGGCGUGCCGGAGGUCGUCGAGGCGCUUGGCCUGGCGGCCGGCGAAUCCAUCAUUCUCGACUCGUCGAGCUCAAAGAACGGGGACCCGCUGGCGCUGAGCAGCAUCGUGGCGUUGGAGGUGGAGGAGGCAUUGCGCUUCGAGUUCCAUGUUUCCGACAACUUCGUCUCGGUGCGUCUCCCGGGACGAGGUGGCAAUGCGGACCAAGUCGACACGGUCAGCCUCGACGACGGCGCGACCAAUGUGUGGGAGGUUAUAUCGGACUUCUGGGAGGCGCGGAGCCACCCGCCGAACUCAACCGCAACCAACUCGCCAUUCAAGGGCGGGUUUAUGGGAUUCAUCACGUAUGAGAUGGGACUUCAGGGGCUCGACAAGAAUAUGGUAUCUGGGGAGAGGGGGCACAAACGACCCGAUAUCUGCUUAGCCUGGGUUACCAAGAGUCUUGUGCUAGAUCAUAAAGCCGGUGUAGCCCAUGUCCAACACCUGAGGCCCCGAGGUGCAGAUGACGAGUGGCUUGUGUCCAUGUCGGAGAAGAUCCAGAUGUCUCGCGGCUGGCUACGUUCUGGACGUAAUGGCGUCAAUGGACACACUAAUGGACAUGCUAACGGUCGUACCAAUGGUCACACCAAUGGGCACAAAGGUUCGGUUCAGAACGGCCAUUCUGACAACCGCCCGAAGAUACGCACGCCGUGUCCAGCGACAUAUGAGGAGCAAGUGCAGGCUUGUCAGGACGUCAUCGCCGCGGGGGAGUCUUACGAGCUUUGCCUUACCUCCCAGACGACCAUGACAAGGCCGCGAGGACCACAGCUCAGCGUCGCCAACGCCGCUCGGCAAACCAACGUGGCAAACCAACCGAACCACGACGGAAGUCCAUGGCACAUCUAUCAGACUCUACGGAAACGUCAGCCUGCCCCCUUUGGAUCAUUCAUCCGUCUCGGCGGUGCAACUUUGCUGAGCAGUUCCCCUGAGCGGUUUCUGAGUCACAGCAGCAAUGGACUGUGUUCGAUGCGGCCGAUGAAGGGUACUGUCCGCAAGUCGGAGGCUGUAUCAACAGUAGCCCAAGCUGAGAAGAUCCUCCAUAUCCCAAAGGAAGAGGCCGAGAACCUGAUGAUUGUUGACUUGGUUCGGCACGACCUGCAUGGAGUAUGUGGCGUCGGUAACGUCACUGUCCCUGACCUGAUGAAGGUUGAGGAGUAUGCGACAGUCUUCCAGAUGAUCACAGUCGUCAACGGACAGCUCCCGGGCUAUCAAGGGGGCAAGAUUGACGGGAUGCAGCAUGAUACCUUCGACUCUCCCUGCCCUUACACAGGUCUUGAUGCCUUAGCCGCGGCGCUUCCGCCGGGUAGCAUGACGGGGGCGCCCAAGAAACGCAGCUGUGAGAUCCUGCAGGUCAUCGAGGGGCACCAGGAACGUAGCCUGUACUCGGGUGUCGUGGGGUACAUGGACGUCACAGGGGCUGGGGAUUGGAGCGUCACGAUCCGGACCAUGUUCCGCUGGGAUGACGAGGAGGCCCCCGCAGAUGAGGCGGCCGGUGAGACGGAACCACGGGAUGUGUGGCGGAUCGGAGCCGGAGGCGCCGUGACGAUAUUGAGCACACCCGAGGGAGAGCGGGAUGAGAUGUUUACGAAACUUGCGGGACCGAUGGGAGUCUUCCGAGAUACGGCUUAG
Ilyonectria robusta is the source of this 2676-nucleotide messenger RNA. Its product is annotated as ADC synthase. The transcript has a single exon. The record is from RefSeq and is a predicted model, not a curated record. Gene Ontology annotation, biological process: L-tryptophan biosynthetic process. The coding region runs from base 1 to 2676 and encodes 891 amino acids. NCBI's taxonomy places the organism in Eukaryota, Fungi, Ascomycota, Sordariomycetes, Hypocreales, Nectriaceae.